Molecule: messenger RNA, 744 nt
Organism: Corticium candelabrum
Lineage: Eukaryota; Metazoa; Porifera; Homoscleromorpha; Homosclerophorida; Plakinidae
Product: GATA zinc finger domain-containing protein 1-like
Exons: 4
Coding region: 238-675 (145 amino acids)
Biological process (GO): chromatin organization
Cellular component (GO): nucleus
Source: RefSeq, a predicted model, not a curated record
UCAACUAUCGUCUGUUGCGGUUGUGCGUGUACAGACUCGCCGCUGUGGCGUCGUAAAGAGAGCGGCGACAUCAUAUGUAACCGCUGCUUUCUGGGAAGCGUGACAGCCGUCGACAAGAGCGAAACGAAUGCCGUCGCUCAGUCUCGCUCGAUUUCAAGACGAACGGUCGGUAAAGGCGACAAGGCAAGAGCUCGACAUCUACAUCAGGGCAAUAGGUCACUGAACAAGUCCGAGCCAAUGAAGUCGCCCACGGCUCAUGCUACCGUUCACACAAAACAAAUCGUAUUUCAUAAGGGUGUUCGAUACCAAGUGGGUGAUGUCGUGUCUGUAUGGGGUGACGAUGGUCUUGUAUACUACUGCCAGCUACGAGGGUUUCUGCAGGAUCAGUAUGGACGGCUGUUUGGUGCUCUAACAUGGCUACUACCGAAAACUCCUAACCCUCCAGCUUUCGAUCCAAACAAUUUCAUAAUGGGUCCCGAGGAUGACAAUGCGGUGUCUUUGGAUUAUCUCGACUUUGUGGCUUUCUCACCGUUUAGUCGUAGUCGGAAUCAUAGUGCAGAGCUGUCGGGUGAUCAUGUGGAUUUAGAUAGUAGCGAGUUGUCACAAAGUGACAGCAGCAUAGUAGAUGUAAAACAGUUUGGAAAGUCACAUUUGCAUAGCAAUUCGAUGUCUUAGCGGUACAGUAGCACUCUGCAAUAUUGUAUAGCUCAAAUAAUACUUCUCAAAAUGACGUUGUUGCUUUAA